This is a messenger RNA of Alternaria hordeiaustralica, 2004 nucleotides long. RefSeq lists its product as uncharacterized. The record is from RefSeq and is a predicted model, not a curated record. Gene Ontology annotation, biological process: protein polyubiquitination; ubiquitin-dependent protein catabolic process; positive regulation of proteasomal ubiquitin-dependent protein catabolic process. Lineage: Eukaryota; Fungi; Ascomycota; Dothideomycetes; Pleosporales; Pleosporaceae. Gene Ontology annotation, molecular function: ubiquitin conjugating enzyme binding; ubiquitin protein ligase activity. Gene Ontology annotation, cellular component: cytoplasm; ubiquitin ligase complex. The coding region runs from base 1 to 2004 and encodes 667 amino acids. The transcript has 5 exons.
AUGCCCUGGCUGGGCAUGGCGAGAGGACGCGAUGACCGGGCCACACGACACCGUGACGACGGCGAAUAUCUCGACGAGCGAGAGCGGAGGCACCGGCGCCGCCACAAAUCCCGCGACCACGACGACGAACCCACAGCUUCCACACGCGAAAGGAGAGAGCGCCGACGGGCAGAGGAGGCAAGGAGACAGGCCGAGGUCGACAUUGAGGACAUCCGGGCGCGCAGAGAGUCGUACUACUCACGCAACGAGGCUGAGAAGAGGCGCGACCGCGAUCGCGUGGUAUCAGACAGCAAACGCACACCGGCCAAGGAAAAGCCACGGAGCAGCCGUGAGAAGGAAGUGCGACGGGACAGCACGCGGAAGCCCAAGAGAGCAGUGAUACCUGAUGACCACGACGACUUCGUCUUUGGCCGCCCCAAGUCUAUGGGUCACGUUGAGGAAGUCCCUGUGCGACGAGCAUCUGGGCGCAAGCGAAGCGAGGAAGGCGGCUCUUCUAGCAGGACUGCCUACACUCCGCAUUCAGGUUCUGGGUCUGCGUCAGUCCGCAGGGUCGAAGUUCCGCCAUUGACCAGGAAUUCAUCUACACGCGAGCCAAAAGCACAUACUUCGGCCAGAGAACGAGAGCCCAGGCCGACAGUACGACGCAGCAACACUGUCAAGUCGCCUCCCCCAACGCCACUCACCAGGACGCAGUCGGUCAAGGAUGCUGCCCGUCGCAGCACCGGGGGCAUCUUGUCAAGCUUCUUCUCCAAGGCGGCGCCUCCAGUUUCGCGAACGCCUUCGCGCAAGGCUGAAGAGAAAACGGUCGACUGUCUCGUGUGCAUGAACGAUGACCUACCCAUCACCAAGACCGUCAAGCUCGCAUGUGGCCAUCGCAUGUGCUACUCGUGCCUCAAGCGCCAAUUCACCCUUUCCGUAAAGGACCCUGCUCACAUGCCACCACGAUGCUGCACCUCAGAGCACAUCCCAUUGAAGUAUGCCGACCGUCUCUUCGAUGACAAGUUCAAGGUCCAAUGGAACCGGAAGUUCCAAGAGUACACGACUGCCAACCGCCUAUACUGCCCCACGAAAGGGUGCGGCCAGUGGAUCAAACCUUCCAAGAUCAAGAUGGACCCGACAUACGGACGCAACAAGUUCCACACGAAGCGCGAAUGCCCCAAGGAUGAGGAGACCAACCGCCUGGUAGAGAUGGCCAAGGAGAAGGGCUGGCAGCGAUGCUACAGCUGCAAGGCUGUAGUCGAGCUGAAGGAAGGUUGCAAUCACAUGACCUGCCGCUGCACAGCACAAUUCUGCAUGGUCUGCGCCGCCCCAUGGAAGACCUGCAGCUGCCCCUGGUUCAACUACCAACACAUCCCCGACGGCGACCAGCUCAACGACAUGCGCGUCCCCUACCCGCAACAAGCCCGCUACGCCGAUGUUGAAGUCAUCGAAAUCCCCGACGAGCCCUCGCCACCCCUUGCCCGCCGACCCAGUGUCCGCACCCCACGCAACCGCAGCGAACGCGACCUCCCCCGACCCGAAUCCCGCCGCCUGUCCGCUCACCUCCGCGACUCACUGCACCUCAACCCCACGCCCACCGUCUCUUCCAUCCGCCGCACCGAGCCCGAGGUGCAAAUGUACGGCGUCGGCAACGCAGGUGGCCACCACAUGAACGACUCGUACGCCAUCCGCUCCAUGCCCGCCUCUGUUGCGCGCACCGCAGCCCGCACAUCCACUCCACGCACGUCAACCCCACGUGGCGCCUUCUUUACCAGCAGCAGCACACGCCGUGCUGCGCCCGCCCCUGCCCCCGUUGCCGCCCCUCGCGUCCGACCCGCAUCCACACCUGUCGUCACCUCAUCCACUAUGGCCGGUCUCUCUCGUGACGGCCGCAAGGUCGGCCAGAACCGUGUGGGCACCUGGCUCACUCACGUCCAAAUCGACCCCGAAGCUACCAACACAGCUGCCCGGGAUGUCGAGGUGGAUGACUGGAGGUGCGAUGGUACCAUGAUUGGUAUCGACUAG